AUGCAGUGGAGGGAGAAAAGGGGUGUGAACUACAGUGGUGAUGAGGAUCAUGUUGCGGGAGCUCUAAGGAGGAUAUGGAAGGAUCCCGGAGCUGCUUUGAUCAAAUGCCAUCGAUCUAUUCAGAAGAAAGCGGCUCUUGAACGACGACUGCUGUUCUGCGCCUUGGCAUCGUCGGCCGGUUUCCUGCCCAACUUCCUUUGCACAGUAUUUCUGGCAACAUAUGCUCGUAACUCGUCGAAUGCUGCUCUCACUGCCUUUGUACUACGAGAACGAGGUGAUGACAACGAUUUCGGUAUGGCUGCAUUUGCUAAUCAACAGCAACAUGCGUCGACUUUUGCUGGGCAACUGCGGCAAUCAGAUACCACGUCUGUGGUUUUUGUGACCCAGUGA
Ostertagia ostertagi is the source of this 390-nucleotide messenger RNA. The record is from the annotation of a GenBank genome assembly. NCBI's taxonomy places the organism in Eukaryota, Metazoa, Nematoda, Chromadorea, Rhabditida, Trichostrongylidae.